Naegleria lovaniensis is the source of this 1161-nucleotide messenger RNA. RefSeq lists its product as uncharacterized. Lineage: Eukaryota; Heterolobosea; Eutetramitea; Acrasida; Naegleriidae. Bases 1 to 1161 code for a protein of 386 amino acids. The record is from RefSeq and is a predicted model, not a curated record. The transcript has 2 exons. Gene Ontology annotation, cellular component: cytosol; eukaryotic 43S preinitiation complex; cytoplasm. Gene Ontology annotation, molecular function: translation initiation factor activity; protein binding; metallopeptidase activity.
AUGAGUCAAACAAAGCCAUCAGCCGCUUCAACAAUUACCCAAGCACAAACCAUUGUCGAUACACAAACUGUAGAGUUCGACAAGGAUUUUAUCAGCAAGAUGGAGAAUGCUCCUCACGUAAGCGAGGUUAGCAUUGAUGCCAUGGUUUUGCUCAAGAUGAUGAAUCACUGUACCGAAAAGGUUCCUAUUCAAGUUGCUGGUCAACUUUUAGGAUUAGAUAAUGGUGGUGUGUUGGAAAUUACGAAUUGUUUCCCAUUCCCAUCAUAUAGUGAUAACUUGACUGAGGAGGAAAGAAGCGAUCAAGAUGAAAAAUAUCAAAUUGAAAUGUUGCAAGGUCUUUCCGAUGUGAAUGUUGACAACAACACUGUCGGAUGGUAUCAAUCUACAUAUAUGGAUAGUUUUAUGAAUGCUACAACAAUUGCCAACCAAUAUCAAUAUCAAAGAACUCUUGGAAAUAAGCGAUGCAUUCACUUGGUUUUUGAUCCAUUGAGAACAAGACGUGGCGAGUUAUUCAUCAAGGCAUAUCGUCUUUCUGACAAAUUUAUUGAUGCUGUUAAAAUGGCUUAUUUGCAACAAAAUGAGCUUUCCACAAUGAAAAAGAAAUAUGACAUCAAGAAUAAGAACAAGAAGGAAGAUAUUGAAGUGCUCACUGAAAAAGCCAACUUACCAGAGUCCAUUGAAAAAAUUCAACUCACACAAGAGAUUUUGGCUAAAUUGAAUCUUUCUGAUAAGGAUAUUUUCGAUGAGCUUCCCAUUCAAAUUCACAAUUAUGCCUUGGUACAAGCUUUCCUUUUAGAUUUUGAAAAUGAUGAACCUUCUCAUCUCUUGGCUGGUUAUGAUAGUUUGGAUAUGGCCAAUACUCAAUUCUUGACACGUGGAUUGGAGAGCCUUAUUGAAUAUGCCGAUGGUUUGUCACACGAAAAUCAUCGUUAUCAGACCUAUCAAAAGAAAUUGGCUCAACAAAAGCAAUACGUAGCCAAGAAGAAGGACAGAACACAAGAAGAGCAAGAAUUUAUGCUCAAGUCUGUUCAACAACCAGACCAAUUGAAUUAUUUGAUGAUUGCCAACCAGUUGGGUAAUGCUUGUGACCAAAUGCGAGCCUUCUCUUCUCAAUCUCUUAAUCUGAGCAAAAUUGCUGAAAUUGCAAUGAAAAAAGAAUAA